AUGGAUACUUUGCUGCCAGCCCUCAACAUCCACGACACCAGCCUGCCGGCAGAGAGGCAGCAGUGUGUUCUUGCGGCCUCAAAGGCAGCCAAGGCCCAGAAGGGCAGGGGUCAGGUCUGUCCGAGGGACGACGGGAUGAGGGACCCCAAGACUGCCUUCGACGAAGCAAAGAGCCGCUGUGGCGUGCCGAGGCCUACUGAGGCCCAGUACCUGGGCCAGCUGGUACUGACCUUCGGCCGCUACACCGGCCGGACCUUUAAGUGGCUGGUCGAGAACGACGUGGGCUACGUCAAGUAUCUCGUUGACCGCCACGUAAAAGAGAGCCAGCGGCCGGAGAAGCGUGGGAUCAAUGAGGAGUGGCUGAAAGACAGCCUCCUCAAGUAUGUGGAGCUUUUUCCACCUAUCUCCUGCCACCUCGAGAGGAACGUAGACAGGGCCAUUUACGGCAUGGGCCGUUUCCGGUCGUUUACGUUCCUCGAGAUGUGGCAGUGGUACAAGUGCCACAUAGCGGACCCCAAAGCCGGCAGCGAGCAGGAGCGGAGGAUGGCGCAGGAGGCCCACACCUCAGUCAAGCAGUGGCUGCUGAUGCGGGAGAGUGACAUCACCUCGAAGUCACUCAAACGCUUCAGACAGUAUAUACUUGACAAAGAGAACGCCACUCCUCCUGCUGCCGCCGCCGCCACUUCAAGGGCCCCUGCAGCAGCUGCCACCUCCCACGUGCCGUGGUCCGACGACGCUCCGGACGACACUGCUCUGGUGGAUGCCCUCGCCACCUUCGAGAGCCAUGGAGAGCCCAUCUCCACCAGCCAGCCUCCUGUGUCCGCCGGGGGUCCCGAACAGCCGCCGCCACUCUCCACCAACGUGCCAGCUUCUCCAGAGAAGUCUGCCAGCAAGCAGCAGAAGCCCCUGCAGAAGCCCCUGCCGUCCUCGCCGCCCUCCACCAGGCUGUGA
Molecule: messenger RNA, 951 nt
Organism: Centropristis striata (black sea bass)
Lineage: Eukaryota; Metazoa; Chordata; Actinopteri; Perciformes; Serranidae
Exons: 5
Coding region: 1-951 (316 amino acids)
Source: RefSeq, a predicted model, not a curated record